Messenger RNA from Achroia grisella, 2388 nucleotides. RefSeq lists its product as uncharacterized. Bases 1 to 2388 code for a protein of 795 amino acids. The record is from RefSeq and is a predicted model, not a curated record. Lineage: Eukaryota; Metazoa; Arthropoda; Insecta; Lepidoptera; Pyralidae. The transcript has a single exon.
AUGUCGGAACCAAAGGGUCUUAUCACUAAUCCCAAUGGAGAUAACUCAUCUCCAUCGUCCGUGCCAGUUAGUAACCUUAAUAGUGAACUAAAUAACCUUACUUUAUCUGCAAAGGUUUCAGCUUCUUACGGUAUUCCUCAAAAUGUUUCUGUAGUUUUAUCAACCGCUUUAGUCAAGGUCUACGAUAAACAUAAUCGUGCAUUUGUUGUGCGCGCAAUUCUUGACAGCGGAAGCACAGCAUCAUUUGUUUCUGAAAGACUAUGCAAACGGCUAAAUUUAGAAACAAAUGAAGUGGAUGGAUCAGUAUGUGGCAUAAAUAACGUGACUUCACACGUAGGUAAGAUGUGUCAAAUUCAAAUGACGUCAUUAAACAAUACUUAUGCUACAAAGCUUUAUUGUUUCAUUUUGCCGUUAAUAUCUAGUGAUGUACCAUGUCAAAAGUUAGAUAUAUCUGAUCUCAAUAUUCCUCAUACCCUCAGUUUAGCUGAUCCAACGUUCCAUGAACCUUCUAAGGUAGAUAUUUUGAUUGGUGCAGAUAUUUUCUGGGAUUUGUUGGGAUCACAAAUAAUAAAAUUGGGUCUUGGAAUGCCAGUCCUAUGUGAAACUAGAUUAGGUUGGAUUAUUUCUGGUCCUGUCACUUAUAAUCAUGUCAAAUUUCAGCGGACUAAUAUAAAAUGCAACUUUACUCAUAUCGUUUCACCUCAUAAAGAGAGUUUGGAUAAAUUACGUACAGAUUUAAUGCGCUUUUGGCAACUGGAAGAAACAGCUUUACAGUCUACCAACUAUUUGCCAGAAGAAAAAUUAUGUGAGGAACAUUUUGUCAAGAAUGUGACACGAUUAAGCAAUGGACGUUUCUGUGUCCGUAUACCACUGAAACACAAUCCUUCCGUUCUGGGAGAAUCAUUUCAGAGAGCUACACACUGUCUUUAUGCUGUGGAGCGUAAACUAAGAAUUAAGCCUGAUUUUGGCAAAUUAUAUCAUGAAUUUAUGAACGAAUACAAGAUGUUACAUCAUAUGACUGAAGUUAAGGGAGUCGAUAAUACUAAAAGUUAUUUCAUACCACAUCACGGUAUAUUACGUGAAGGUAGUACGACUACAAAACUUCGUGUGGUUUUUAAUGCGAGUUCCCCCACUUCAUCAGGAGUGUCUCUAAAUUGUAUUCAGAUGGUAGGUCCCACAGUCCAGGAUGACCUAUUGUCUAUACUUCUACGAUUUAGACUGCAUAAAUAUGUUUUAUCUGCAGAUGUGGAGAAGAUGUAUAGACAAAUAAUGGUUCAUCCAUCUGAUAGAUGUUUCCAGCAAAUACUCUGGCGAUCGAGUCCAACCGAACCCAUAAAAACUUAUCAAUUGAAUACAGUCACAUACGGUACAGCAAGUGCACCAUUUCUUGCAACGCGAUGCCUUAAAGAAAUAGCUUCGGAGUGCAAGAACAAGAAAAUCUCAGAGAUUAUUGAACACGAUUUUUAUGUCGAUGACUUGUUGACCGGAGCGGACACUUUAAAUGAGAUUAAGUCUAUACGUACCGAGGUUACCGAAGCUCUUGCAUCGGCAUGUAUGCCUUUGAGAAAGUGGAAAUCAAAUGAACCCGGUUUAGUAUCGGAUGAGUUGCAAACAUCUUUAGACUUAAAUAUAGGAUCUCAUGAAUCUAAUAAGUUAUUAGGUGUUGAUUGGUUUGCCGCUACCGAUGAAUUAGGUUUUGUAAUUAGCUCUGUACCUCUAAUUGGUCGCACUAAACGUGAUUUGCUUUCGGCAAUAGCACGCAUUUUCGACCCUCUAGGUAUUCUAUCCCCUUGUAUAGUGACAAUGAAAAUGUUGCUACAGAAAUUGUGGCUAGAUAAUGUAACAUGGGAUGAACCAUUAACCACGGAGCUAAAUACCACUUGGACUGCAAUUGCUGAGGCUUUGCCUCUAUUAAAUAAUUUUCGCAUUCCACGUCUUGUAGUUUGUGAUUCGUAUAAAUCGCUAGAGUUACAUGUAUUCACUGAUGCAUCUGAGCGUGCAUAUGGUGCGUGCGUUUAUGUGCGUAGCAUCAAUGAUAACGGAGAGUGCACGGUAGGUUUAUUGACGGCUAAAAGUCGUGUAGCGCCGAUUAAGCCUACAACAAUCCCACGACUGGAAUUGUGUGGUGCCUUGGUCGGUGCACGGUUAUAUGAGAAGGUUUCAAAGUCCCUUCGGGUACAUGUGAAUCAUGUUUAUUGUUGGACUGAUUCCACUAUAGUGUUGGGAUGGUUACAAAUGCUACCUUCUAAGCUUCAGCCAUUUGUACGCAACCGCGUUGCUGAAAUUUUAGAUAAGGCUGGUAAUUGUAUAUGGAGACACGUUCCAAACAGACAAAAAUCCAGCAGACCUUAUAUCCCGUGGAGUGGAUAUAGGGAGUCUGCAACAUAA